This is a messenger RNA of Ornithodoros turicata, 2082 nucleotides long. Its product is annotated as sialin-like. Lineage: Eukaryota; Metazoa; Arthropoda; Arachnida; Ixodida; Argasidae. Gene Ontology annotation, cellular component: membrane. Gene Ontology annotation, molecular function: transmembrane transporter activity. Gene Ontology annotation, biological process: transmembrane transport; monoatomic anion transport. The transcript is spliced from 10 exons. The record is from RefSeq and is a predicted model, not a curated record. Bases 284 to 1765 code for a protein of 493 amino acids.
AGGUCCGCAAUAACACAGCAGACGUCAAGCGAAGCAAACGUCCAGCGGUCGAUGCAGCAAAUGGUUAAUCUUUCUCCGUUCUUGGGAUACAAUAUCAUAAAGAAUUGUAAAAAAUGCUGGUUGCAUUGCACGAUAUAUUGUCUAUUCGUCUGCUUGAUGCAAGCCACGCCUCCAGUGCUAUGCUGACGAAUGAAGUUGGCCUGCCACAUGUAAACUUAUGUGAAUCCAACCACAUCCGUGAGCAAACUUGCCUGGUUUGAGGGACCGGUGUCGAACCGAUAUUAUGCCCGAAAAAGGCAACAAGUCUAAAUAUGCUCCUUUGGCAGGAGGGCAACGGAAACGACCCGAUCUUCUUCCAACCAGGUAUGUCUUGUCUGUGUACCUCUUCUGCGGAUUCUUCAUGUUAUAUGCGUUGCGGGUGAACCUGAGUGUAGCCAUUGUGGCCAUGGUCAACGGGACUGUAGCUAAUAACAGCAAUGGUGGAGAGUGUCCUGCCUUGGAUGGCUCCAUCUACAACGUCACCUCUGACAUGGAAAAUGGAGAGUUUCAAUGGGAUGAGAACACACAGGGCCUCAUUCUGGGCUCUUUCUUUUAUGGCUACGUCCUGAGUCAGGUACCUGGGGGACGACUAGCUGAGCUGUUGGGUGCCAAGUGGCUUUUGGGAGGAGGCAUCAUGCUCACUUCUCUGCUCACUCUGCUCACCCCUGUGGCUGCCUACUGGGGCCCUUCAGCCCUGAUGGCCCUCAGGGUUCUUGAAGGAUGCUGUGAGGGCGUCAUGUUUCCCUCAACAAUGGCUCUGUUGUCCCAUUGGUGUCCUCGCCAUGAACGCAGUCGCAUGAUUAGCUUCAACGUGGUGGGCACGUCUCUUGGUACAGUCAUCACCCUUCCCCUAACCGGCCAGCUCUGCAGCAAUCCCAUUUUUGGAGGAUGGCCCACCGUCUUCUACUUGUUUGGUUCUCUGGGCUGUUUGUGGUCCCUGGCAUGGGCAUUGUUCGUGUACGAGUGUCCAGAAUUGCAUCCACGUAUAUCAAAGAAGGAGCUCCACUACAUCCAGAGACACAGAGACAACAGCCAUGUAGCAAGUGCUCAAGUACCGUGGCGUCUUCUCUUAUCUUCCAGAGCAGUUUGGUCUCUGGGAGUGACCAUGUUCUGUGCCAACUGGGGUUUCUACCUUUUACUCAUUGACCUUCCAAAUUACCUCAAGAGCGUUCUUCAUUACCCACUUAAUAGUAAUGGUUACCAAAAUGGAAUGAUUCACAUGGCAUGUGCCCUGAGCACGCUGUUAUGUGCUCCUGCAGCUGACCUGCUUAGGAAGUACAAGGUCUUUGCUGUUACCACAAUUCGAAAAAUCUUUCAAACAAUCGGAUUAGUAGGUCCAGCCUUGUGCUUAGGCUGUGUUCCAUUGAUGGGCUGCAGUCACCAUUUGACCAUCACAUUACUUAUCCUGGGAAUGUCCCUUUAUGCAUUUACCAUCGGUGGCCAAAGUCCAGUGGCUCUGGAUAUUGCUCCACACUUUGCAGGGACUGUGAUGGGAAUCACGAAUGGAAUGGGCAAUAUGGCUGGCAUGUUGGCACCUCUUGUUACGGGUUACUUCACAGAGCAUAAUGAAAGCCUCGGACAAUGGAAAAAAAUAUUUUUCCUCGCUUCCACUAUCUACAUGUUGGGCGCUGUGGUCUUUGUCCUCUUUGGCUCAGCAAAGCAAGAGGAAUGGGGGGCCUUGCCUCACGUAGACACUUUCCAAGAACCAUUUGCGAGCUCAGAGUAAGUGGACUGAGUGCAGAGGAUCCCAGGUACAGAGGCAGAUCUGAGGGGACAUCCUGCCCCCCCGAUUUCUGUCGUUACAUAUGGUUUCAAUUGAACUUAUGUGGUGCAGUAGGAUGCUGCCAAACACAAGACCUCGCAGUUGAGCAAGAUCUGCCUCUGCGCAGAUUCAUUCCAUUUUCUAUUUCCGAAACAUUACCGCUUUUUGAGUAAGUCUUUGUAAACAGGAGUCGUUUUUAUGUUGACCAUCUGAAUAUCCCACCCAUCAUGAAACACAUUGCAAACUAGAAUGUUGCAAUAAAUGUUACUUUUGAUACUGUU